Messenger RNA from Zalophus californianus (California sea lion), 7942 nucleotides. RefSeq names its product ubiquitin specific peptidase 37 (gene USP37). The transcript is spliced from 25 exons. Gene Ontology annotation, biological process: protein deubiquitination. The record is from RefSeq and is a predicted model, not a curated record. Lineage: Eukaryota; Metazoa; Chordata; Mammalia; Carnivora; Otariidae. Gene Ontology annotation, molecular function: cysteine-type deubiquitinase activity. The coding region runs from base 383 to 3322 and encodes 979 amino acids.
UUUGCGUGUGGUCACAGUUCCCGCCAUCAGCCGCUCUCCCUGAGUAGGGGGAGUGAGCGGCCCCUCUCCUUCGUCCCCGGUGCCCCUUUCCUUCCUUACCCCCGGCUCCUCCCCCUGCGCGCGGACUCUGUGCUUCCGGCAGGCCAGUGCAGGGCUCCGGAACCGAAGGCACAGCUGAGUUGAUGGCUUCCGGAGAACUGGCAUAGCUGCAAAAUAUGAGUAGUUCCCCAAGAAGAGUGCAUUGCCUUUGGCACAAGGAUCAGAAUAAAGGUGAAUUGUUAUUACAUAGGGUUUUUCAGUAAAAGUCACUGAAAAAAUCUGUCAGGUGAAGGUGUAUUUUUGCUUUUUAAUUUGGUAGAAGCAAUUUAUUUUUAAAGAAAGUAUGUCUCCUCUGAAGAUACACGGUCCUAUCAGAAUUCGAAGUAUGCAGACUGGAAUUACAAAAUGGAAAGAAGGGUCCUUUGAAAUUGUGGAAAAAGAGAAUAAAGUCAGCCUGGUAGUUCACUACAACACUGGAGGAAUUCCAAGGAUAUUUCAGUUAAGUCAUAACAUUAAAAAUGUGGUGCUUCGACCCAGUGGAGCGAAACAAAGCCGCCUAAUGUUAACUCUACAGGAUAACAGCUUCUUAUCUAUUGACAAAGUACCAAGUAAGGAUGCAGAGGAAAUGAGGUUGUUUCUAGAUGCAGUCCAUCAAAACAGACUUCAUGCAGCCAUGAAACCUUCUCAGGGGUCUGGUAGUUUUGGAGCUAUUCUGGGCAGCAGGACUUCACAGAAGGAAACCAACAGGCAGCUUUCUUACUCAGACAAUCAGGCAUCUUCAAAAAGAGGAAGUUUGGAAACUAAAGAUGAUAUUCCAUUUCGAAAAGUUCUUGGUAAUCCAGGUAGAGGGUCAAUUAAGACUGCAACAGGAAGUGGACUACCUGUCACCCGGACAAUUCCCUCUUUGACAUCUACAUCAACCCCUCUUAGAUCAGGGUUAUUAGAAAAUAGGACUGAAAAGAGGAAAAGAAUGUUAUCUGGCUCAGAGUUGAGUGAAGAUUACCCUAAGGAAAAUGAUUCAUCAUCGAACAACAAGGCUAUGACAGAUCCCUCCAGAAAGUAUUUAACCAGCAGCAGAGAGAAGCAGCUGAGUUUGAAACAGUCAGAAGAGAAUAGGACAUCAGGGCUUUUACCUUUACAGUCAUCAUCCUUUUAUGGCAGCAGAACUGGAUCUAAGGACUACUCCUCUGGUAGCACUAACUUAGAUAGGACCAAUGUUUCAAGCCAAACUCCCUCUGCCAAAAGAAGUUUGGGAUUUCUUCCUCAACCAGCUCCUCUUUCUGUUAAAAAACUGAGGUGUAACCAGGAUUACACUGGCUGGAACAAACCAAGAGUGCCCCUUUCCUCUCACCAACAGCAGCAACUUCAGGGCUUCUCCAAUUUGGGAAAUACCUGCUAUAUGAAUGCUAUUUUACAGUCUCUGUUUUCACUUCAAUCAUUUGCAAAUGACUUGCUUAAGCAAGGUAUCCCAUGGAAGAAAAUUCCACUCAAUGCACUUAUCAGACGCUUUGCACACUUGCUUGUUAAAAAAGAUAUCUGUAAUUCAGAGACCAAAAAAGAUUUACUCAAGAAGGUUAAAAAUGCCAUUUCAGCUACGGCAGAGAGAUUCUCUGGUUAUAUGCAGAAUGAUGCUCAUGAAUUUUUAAGUCAAUGCUUAGACCAGCUGAAAGAGGACAUGGAAAAGUUAAAUAAAACUUGGAAGACCGAACCUGUUCCUGGAGAAGAAAAUUCAUCAGAUAUUUCAGCCACAAGGGUGUACACUUGCCCUGUUAUUACUAACUUGGAGUUUGAAGUUCAACACUCCAUCAUCUGUAAAGCAUGUGGAGAAAUUAUUCCCAAAAGAGAACAGUUUAAUGACCUCUCCAUUGACCUUCCUCGAAGGAAAAAGCCACUCCCUCCUCGUUCAAUUCAAGAUUCUCUUGAUCUUUUCUUUAGGGCAGAAGAACUUGAGUAUUCCUGUGAGAAGUGUGGUGGGAAGUGUGCUCUUGUCAGGCACAAAUUUAACAGGCUACCCAGGAUCCUCAUUCUUCAUUUAAAACGAUAUAGCUUCAAUGUCACUCUCUCACUUAACAACAAGAUUGGGCAGCAAGUCAUCAUUCCAAGAUACCUGACCCUAUCUUCUCAUUGCACUGAAAAUACAAAACCACCCUUCACCCUUGGUUGGAGUGCACAUAUGGCAAUUUCUAGACCAUUGAAAGCCUCUCAAAUGGUGAAUUCCUGCAUCACCAGCCCUUCUACACCUUCAAAGAAUUUCACCUUCAAAUCCAAGAGCUUGGCUUUAUGCCUUGAUUCAGACAGUGAGGAUGAGCUAAAACGCUCUGUGGCCCUUAGCCAGAGACUUUGUGAAAUGUCAGGCUGCGAACAGCAGCAGGAAGACCUGGAAAAAGAUUCAAAAUCAUGUAGAAUAGAGCCUGAUAAGUCUGAAUUGGAAAACUCCGGAUUUGACGGAAUGAGCGAAGAAGAGCUUCUAGCAGCUGUUUUAGAGAUGAGUAAGAGAGAAGCUUCACCAACUCUGAGUCAUGAAGAUGAUGAUAAACCAACCAGCAGCCCAGAUACCGGAUUUGCAGAAGAUGAUAUUCAAGAAAUGCCUGAAAAUCAAGACACUGUGGAGACUGAGAAGCCCAAAACAGUCACAGAGACCGAGUCUGCCGGUUUUACUGAGAUAACUAAAGACUGUGAUGAGAAUAAAGAAAACAAAACUCCAGAAGGGUCUCAAGGAGAGGUCGAUUGGCUCCAGCAGUAUGAUAUGGAGCGUGAAAGGGAAGAGCAAGAGCUUCAGCAGGCAUUGGCUCAGAGCCUUCAAGAGCAAGAAGCUUGGGAACAGAAAGAAGAUGAUGACCUCAAAAGAGCAACAGAGUUAAGUCUUCAAGAGUUUAACAACUCUUUUCUGGAUUCGUUGGGUUCCGAUGAGGACUCUGGCAAUGAGGAUGUUUUAGACAUGGAGUACACAGAAGCGGAGGCGGAGGAACUAAAAAGAAAUGCAGAGACAGGAAAUCUUCCUCAUUCUUAUCGACUCAUUAGUGUUGUCAGUCACAUUGGUAGCACCUCUUCUUCAGGUCAUUACAUUAGUGAUGUGUACGACAUUAAGAAGCAGGCAUGGUUUACUUACAAUGAUCUCGAGGUAUCUAAAAUCCAGGAGGCUUCUGUGCAGAGUGAUCGGGACCGGAGUGGUUAUAUCUUCUUUUAUAUGCACAAGGAGAUCUUUGAUGAGCUGCUGGAAACGGAAAAGAAUUCUCAGGCACUUAGCAUGGAAGUGGGGAAGACCACUCGUCAGGCCUUGUGAGGAACAAACUCCUGGGUUGGCAGUGUGCACUGCUUAUUCCCUCUUACUGCUGCCCACCUCACCUUUCCUCUGCCCAAGGAGAAUUUGGAAUUCUACUUGAUGCGGGAGCAACAAACAGCUCAGGGCCAAACCAAAAGACGAAAAUUGCAAUUAUGUGGAACGCUCCAUGCUAAUUGUUUUAUGGAAACUUUGGUCUCACAUCUGUAGCUGAUUAUCCUCUUUUUCUCCUACAAGAGUGGCACUUCCUUUUGUCUUAGGAAUACAUGUUGUAAAUAAUAUAUAUAUGUACAUACACACACGCACACACAUGUAUGUGGAAUGAAUGGAGCCUUAAAGAGUUAGGAUGAGCCACCAUAGUAUUCCUGUUCAAAAUUAAUAGCACAGAGUUUGGAGAAGAAAUGAAGGUGUCAAAGAGUCCAUUCACUUGAGAGAUGUGUAAAGAUGUACAUAUCGGUUGGCAUUUAGUUUUUCUGUUCCUUGAGUAGUUUCACUCAAGUCUAUAAUCUUUCACGUGUGUUUCUUAUUAGUAAAGUUCACUGGAAAGCCAGCUCUCCAUGUUACACUAAUGACAGUUUGUUCUCCUUGCAAGGGAGAGGCAUUUCUGCCACCUGACGUGAGGAGCUUUUUUUUUUUUUUUUAAUUAAUUCAUGGAUUUGUAAUGCUUUUGCUGUUUACAUGCAGUCCCAAGAAAUGGAUUGUUGGUGCUUUGGAGUGGGUUAUGGUCCCCCGUUUGGUAUUCAUUAAACACUUUGUAUUUUCUUUAAAAGAGAUCCCUUCACACAGUAUAUUCAUCUGUAUUACUGUAGUGAAGACAGAAUCCUUUCUUUUUCUUCUGUAUCAUUCUUCCAUGGAGCAAGCAUUACCCUAAUAGAUUGCAACCAAAAUUUUUAAGAGGUAGGAAAAUAAUAUCCCAAUUGGGAUUCCCCAGCAAGGACACUUGGGGAUAUGGAAGAGUGCUAGCAUCUCUCUCAUACAUGGAGAGGUCAGGAUGAGGAUUCUCGCGUUAAAGCUAAAAACUCUGGACCACUAGAAGCCCUACUGCAAGCGGGAAAUUAAGUACAUGAGCUUAGGAUGAAGCUUGAGCAUUUAAUCAUUUGUUGUCUGUCUUUGCCCUUAAAACAGGGUGAGAAUUAGAAUGAGAUUGGUUUAGGUAAACCCAAGAACUAACAAGUAACAAAGGUGCAUAAUAUAUUUUAUCUUUUUAGGUGCUUUGAGUUGAGGGUAAAUGGGAAUGCAACAUUAAGUGCCACAUUAGUCACUCCGCUGGCGUAACCAGCUUGGAUAUUAAGCAGCUUGUGAAACCAUAUAAAGAAUGAGUUCGAGAGGAGAAUUCUAUCCACAAAAUAACUUUGUAAGCCCGGGAAUCAUUAGGUUCGCACAGUUAAGUGCAGCAAAAUGAAACUUUUUCAAUAUUUUCUUUCAUGUUUUACUUCCUUUUAUUAUCAGGAAGGAGGGAAUUCUUGUUUCAGUUCUGAGGUAGGGACAAAACCACAUCAGUUUUUCAAGGGGAGGAUACAUGUUAAAGUCCAUCAUCACAGAAGGUGCAACAUCUUCUCUAGAAGAUUGCCUUAAGAGAGCACCAGGCCCCACACUUGGACAUGUUCUGACACAGUAACUUGUUCUAAAAUUCUCAGUUUUUAAAUUGUAAAUGGCCCCAGUGCGUUGGUUAACUCCAGAUGAAAAGCUCUGCCUCCUACCAUCUACCCAUGCACUACCACAGUGAACCUUCCAAAAUGAUGCACCGGUCGGUUGUGCAUGAAUCGUAUAGAGCAGAGGAAAAUAACUGUUUUAAAACUGUAGCUUUUGCUGGAAAAUAACUGGUUUUUUCCAAAACGAGUGAAGUGGUGAUCAAAUUCUAUAGCUAGUUAGGACUUCUCUUCCGCAUGUUUGCAUUUGAGAGCUUCGAGAGGUGCUGUUUAAAAUGACUGGAAAUGUAUUGAAGUGAGGGAUGCAUUAGGGCAUUAAAAAAAAAUAGAAAUGAUGCCAUAGGCCUGAUUGCCCAUUGCCCUCAUUUGACUUGCUUUUUGUAGCCGGUGUGUUUGUGUGUGGGUGUGUGGUUUAGAAGUACACGUGGCUGAGAAACCUGUUUUGAUUUGAUCUUCCUUUCUUGGGCUGGACUUGCUAAUUGAAAAUAGGUUACUGAGGUAGAUGAAUUAUCUUACUGCUGAUAUGCUUGCAACUUUGGGACUUGAAUUUUCCUUGGUAGCUGUGCAUUUUUGUGGCCUUGUCAGCCUUCCUCCCUCCCUGUGCUCCUUUAUCCCCCCUUUCACUACACUUCUCAUUUGGGUUCAUGACUACAGAUGGAAAUUUUAGCUUUGAAGGGGUUUAUUGGGUUUUUUUUGAGCUGGUUGUAUAUAUUUAAAAAUUAUAAGUAGAUUAUAUAUAUAUAUAUAUAUAUAUUUUUUUUUUUUUUUUUUUUUUUGCACAGUAUGAUCAGUUUGCUCAGAAUUGUGGGGGGGGGGUUGAGGCAUUUGGUGUGUUGGGGCCAGGAAGGGACAAGUCAGAUGGGGACAGAGUGCUUCAGUCCCAGGCAGCGUACACAGUCACCUUUCUACUGAAAAUACCAAAUGUGGUUCCAUUACUUUAAAUGAUGUUGAAUUGGUACUUGGCAGCACUUAGUUCUGCAGACAGCUGAUCUUAAUUGAAAUUUUUUGGAAGAGAAAACUAAAAUUCAAACUUUCUGAUUCUUACCACCUAGUAUUAUGGAGAAUUGGAAGUUGCAUGUAGCCAGAUAGCUGCUGCCCCUUUAGUAGCCAUGACUCUAAUUUAGGCCUAUGAGAUAGACUGUUUUGUGGGGAAUGUAUUUAUAGUGUGUGCACACUCAUGAGUUUUGUGUCAGCAGGAUCGAGCAAGAAGCAGCAAGGCCAUGAAUUGUUCUUCUAUUUACAUUUUGAUUCCAAAAGCUGUUUGUUUACUUGCCAUGGUCUCUCAGUUUCAGGCCUAACUUAAUGGCUCAGUAACAUUUGUAACAAAUGUAAAUGUGUUUACAUUUUUAAAAGUAUACAGAGAUACUUACAAAUCAGCUGAUUAACUCUGGGAGGCAAAUAGUAGACUAUACAUUUCUUUACUUCUUGUUCAAGUGUAGAAUUCUUCCAAAAGAGAAACUUUAAGAAUUAAAACCUCACCAAGUGAAUUCAUGACUUGACUUACUCUUCCAUACUGCAGUUACCAUUAUGUGACUAUAGAAACAAGGUUCUACAUGUAUACAGCUACGGAUAGACUUGUAUAAUGAAAAUUAUUUGGAAACAUCUAAAUUGAAGAGAUUUUUGACAGUGUCUAUAUAGUUGAGUGUUAUGAGUAUAGAGAGAGCUUGGGGGUGAUGUUUGGAACCAUACAGAAAAAAAGUAGUUUGUAAACUCAUUCGUAAUCUGAAAAGAGUUUAUACUAAAACAAAUAAAAAUAUUACUCUUCUUUCUUUGUCCUCUGAAAUGACUGCAGUGGAUGCACUUAGUCAUCCAAACUUUUUUUUUUGGUUCUUUGCUUUAAUUGGCACCCCCUCCCCUGUGCCCCCAUAGGCAGUCUUUUGUUUUAAAUCAGGGAAACAGAGCUAGAUCUCCCAAGUACAUUUGGAUCUUGUAUAUAUAUAUAUGGAGAUUUUUAGACACAUCAACAACCCAGUACCAGAUGCAAGUCCCAUGAGUGUCCCCCAAAAACAGGCGUGUGCUUUGCCUUCUCCCCAUCUUGCUUUACCACUGAGUGAUGCUCUCUUUAAGUGUGUACAAAAACUAAGGGGCUUCUGCCAUCUGAUGUCUUUUGAAUGCAGUACUUCAAAGUCCUAAUUUUGUCUCUAUUGGUAUGUCUUAAUAACAUCUGAAAAACAUAUAUUUUAUUGGAAAACUACAGUUCGGUAGGCCUUGAGAGUUUUGUGACCGUUCUUUUGCUGUGUGUCACCACAGUCACUGACUCCUUUAUGGCAUGCUUUGAUUACUAGACUUCAGGCAGUCUUUUCCGUUGUAUCAUAUUUAUACACAGUAAAUUUUUCUUUCCAUGUGUGCUAUAUGUCUGAGGUUUUGAAGUUUUUAAUAAAAAGUGUGCCAGUAUAAGUAUAAGCAGUUGAUUUUAGUAACAUUGGACUUUUCUUAAAGUACAUUAAGAGGUUCAAAGCAUAGGCAUGUUGGCUGGUGAAACCAUAGAGGGGUUGAGGUUCUGGAUCAAGACCCAAGUUCGGCAGGUCACAUGCCAAAACAAGAGCAAUCAACUGACCUGGCCUGUUUCCAGAACAGAGCGGAUGCGGGGGGUGAGACCACACACCUCUCCCCAGUUCCCCUCCCUCUCUCAGCUUGUCCUUGCAUCCCAAUUCCUCUGGCCUGUUGUCAGUGUGGUUGACUUAAUGCUAUGGAGAGGAAAACGGAAGGAAGGGUCCUACACUUUGCCUGAUUGAGCCACUACCAGAUUUGCUGGCAGCUUUGGCCACGUUAUUUGUGAGGUGAUUUUCUUUCUUUGUGUUCAGAGUGACUUGAUUCUGAUUCUUUAUGUUGUUUCGUAUGGAGCGGCACUUUAUCUGUGUUUUAGCAGAACUGUUCCUCUGUAUCCUUUACGGUUUUUCCUUGUUUUUGUUUCCUUUUUAAAUUAUGCAUAGAGUUUUUUGUGUGUGUGAAAUUAAAGCCUUUAUUAACCUUG